CGCUCAAGAUACAAACAUAUACAGCUUGACCUAAGCAGAAAUGACCAUAAUAUAACAGUGAUGUUUUAUUCCUUUUACAGAAGUUUGCAGUUCAAGUGUGAUGUACCAUUCCCAGUGCCGUUGACAUCCAUGCCACUAAUGCACACCGACAUGGGCAAGAAGAAAACAGCAACAAGAAAACCCCUCAUCACAGCCGCUUCAGCCGGACACUACCGAAAAGUCUCCCAGCUUCUGGACACUGAUGGUGACCUAGACGUGCGUGACAAAGACGGGAGGACUGCGCUACACUGUGCUGUGAAGAACGGACACUUGAAAGUUGUGGACAUCUUGCUGACAAGAGGGAACUGCGGACGAUCCUUGCGUAUGCGUGAUCCCUAUGGCUGGGCGGCGAUCCACUUUGCUGCGCAGUUCAACAACAAGAACAACGUGAUCGGUUUGCUCUUGGACAGGGGCGCGGACGCCUCCAUGAAAACUUACCGAGGGUGGACCGCGCUUCAGCAAGCUGCGUGGAAGGGCGACUGUUACACCAUCGCAUCACUCCUAAGCCACGAGCAUGUCUCGAAACGAUCGGUGCUGUCUCCCUCACAAGUCUACAGCAGGACUGCGCUGCACUAUGCUGUAGAAAAGGGGCGUUUCGCCGCCACCAAGCUCUUGCUGGAAUUCGGGGCUGACAUUAACGCGAAGGACAUCUUUGGGCAGACACCACUACACCGGGCUGCUCAGGAAAACUCAGUGCGCGAGGUUGAGCUGCUUUUACUAGCAGGGGCAGAUUUUAACGCUAAGGACAGGAACGGGAAGACGCCAGCUGAGGUAGCUGCGAGUGGCAGUAAGUGCCAGGAACUGUUGUCAGGACAUGAGAAGCACCACCCCAGCCUGCAGCGACUCUGUAGGCUGAAGAUACACACAACACUGGAGGAAGUGAGAUCAGAGGACAAUGUUAUCCAAGACUUCCCCCUCCCACCUCCUAUGAAGAACUUUCUACUCUUCAAAAAUGUUCUGUGAAACAGUAGAUUUAAAGGGGGUUCUGUGAUGAUUGGUGGAGAAUUGCUUUUAAUUAUUGUAGAAUUUAAGUUUUAAGGAGAUUAUUUAGUGGGUCAUUAGCUGUUAUAUAAUCUGUAUAAAACUGUAGCUCUAUACUGAGAAUGAUUAUAAAUAUCUUAUUAUAGCAAACAACACUUUAUACGUCCAAUUCAAGUCAAUAGCAUAACAGAGGAGUGAUGUUUAUGGACUAUUUUUUUUAGCAAAAGUGAUUGAUUUGUGUACCAAAGAUCUAACCUAGGUUACAGUAUAUGAAUUUGAAUGCCAUACUAGAUGACAAGGUGUGCUUAUGCUUAGGGUUGACUCGUGAAU
Molecule: messenger RNA, 1350 nt
Organism: Branchiostoma belcheri (Belcher's lancelet)
Lineage: Eukaryota; Metazoa; Chordata; Leptocardii; Amphioxiformes; Branchiostomatidae
Product: serine/threonine-protein phosphatase 6 regulatory ankyrin repeat subunit C-like
Exons: 1
Coding region: 151-1002 (283 amino acids)
Biological process (GO): intracellular signal transduction
Molecular function (GO): protein binding
Source: RefSeq, a predicted model, not a curated record